This is a messenger RNA of Oncorhynchus kisutch (coho salmon), 4933 nucleotides long. RefSeq names its product sialoadhesin-like. The transcript has 13 exons. Bases 1898 to 3949 code for a protein of 683 amino acids. The record is from RefSeq and is a predicted model, not a curated record. Lineage: Eukaryota; Metazoa; Chordata; Actinopteri; Salmoniformes; Salmonidae.
AAAAGGUCGCAAAGUUCAAGGGGGCCGAAUACUUUCGCAAGGCACUGUAUAUGGAUAUCAGGCUACAUUAGAAUAUACAGUAUAUGGACAGCAGCAGUCAACAUAGAUAACAGGCUACAAUACAGCAGACUAUGGUGAUGAUGAUAGUGAUGUCUCUGCUAACUAAUGCUACUACCAGUACUGUACACAAGGGUCUACAGUGUAACAUAAUACGAUAGUGGUGUGUUGUAAUACUGCAGACAUAAGUGUUUGUGUGAUUAAAUGUGACUUUGUCAAGUAGUCAGUGUUGUGUUUCACCAUUCUAUCCAAUGUAUUGUCAGUUUGGAAUGUUGUUAUUAGCCAAACAAUAUUAAGGUCAUUAUUAUUGGGAUGGUGCAGUAAUGUUGAGAUGCCAGUAGGAGGAGCUCUAGUCUAGAACACUGGAACCUUCAGUACCACUUUGAUGCAGAUAAUGAGGAGAGUAAAUCGAAUGGGUUUGUAGAAUAGAAUGAAUGACAUCAUGGAACUGACCAAAUGUAAAUGGAACUUUGACCUGUUCCAUGUAGAACUCAGAGGGUCAAGGCAACACAUUCUAAUAUAUUAUAAACAUUCCAUAUAGAAUAGUCAACAUAUUGUUAACAUGGUUCUGUAUUUAUAUAAAAGCGGAAAUGGGUGACAUUUUGUCCAUUAUAGAAAUGUAGGACCCAUUUUAAUACAGUAACCUCCCUUCUCUGACAUGAUGUUCUGGUCGUCAUGCAUGUUAAUGUCUUAAAGAGGAAGAAAGGACUGUGUCAUCUACUUUAAAUAUGUAUCAACCACAGAACUGACACUUACUAGCAGUUGCCACACACUAUCAGUCAGUUGACUCACUGUACAAGACUCUCCCCUUCACUUCACUCUGUAAGUACUCUUGACAAUGUCUUGAAAUAUAGUUUUGGGUUAUUUGUUUUUAGUCAUAAGUCAUAUACUUGAGGGUAAUGUAUAAUUGUACUUGUUGUUAUGUUUUGAGCUGUGUUCUGGUUGUUACAUCAGGGUCAGUAUUCAUAAAGUGUGUCAGUGUAGGAGUGUUGAUCUACAUAGAGAUGAGAUAAUUAACCAGGGUAAAAAAAGACAUUCAAACCAAUAUUUAAACACUGCAGUGUGUGUGUACGUGUCCGCCCCCAUGGGUGUGAAUUACACAGUGGAUUUAUCUGAGGGCCCUUUAGGACCAGACUGAUAGGGAGUAGGGUUGACAUCUAUACUGUGUAGGAUGUGUGUUUUAACUUUUCUACAUCCAUAACAACCAGCUCUCUAGACUUUGAUACAGACUCCAUGGGCCUUAUGGGCCUUUACUACAGAUAGUGUCUGUAUUUGUGUGUGUGUGUGUGUGUGUGUGUGUGUGUGUGUCAGUCGCUGUUUAGCCUCACAGCUUGAGGAUAGUAGCUAUCAUUGAACCUGGUGGUCAUUCUUUAGGCUGCUGUACAGCUUGACAGACCGUAGAGGAUUGAACAUUUAUCCUCCUAUAUUUGGGGUUCUGAGAAUAAAACAGCUUCAGAACGAUCAAUGUAGAAAUGUGUGUUUACAGUAAUACUGUUGAUGUUGAAUAAGUUAUUGUUGUUGUUUAUAAUGAUGAUGAUGACAAUUGUAUAUAUUAGGAAUUUAUUUUUGCAUCAUGCCAGUUUAAGUAGAUAGACGUAGACAGACAUGCAACACAUCACACACAUUACAUACAUAGUGCAAUAGACUUACAGACAGACAGUAUUCACAUAGACAACCAUAUAGCACAAUACAACACAACACAAUAUGAGCCUGGUUCAUUUUCAGUAAUGAGGCCCUGUACUCCAUUUACAGUUUAUACUUCAAUGUAUCAGGUGGAGUUAUUCACCAGCUAUAGAGUUGUUGUUUAUGUUUCUAAGACUGCAGGGUGGGAGAUGCAACAAUGGCCUUGAGAACAGCAGGUAGUGUGUUGGUGGUCUUUCUCUGGUCUGUAGCAGGUGUUCUGGGACAAAAUACUGUGAAGAGUGUCUGUGCCUUAAAGGGGUCAUCAGUGGACAUGCGCUGUCCUGUUCCCAGUGUGACCCAAGUCACAGAGAUAGUCUGGUAUAACACACGGUUGAAUGAUAAGCCUUUUGAUCUGAGAUGGGACCCUAAGUUUGAUGGUCGUGUGGACUACCGUGGAACUACAGAGAAGGACUGCAUCCUGAGAAUCACAGACCUGAGACAGAGUGACAUAGCAACAUAUCACUUCAGAUAUAAAACAAACCAGUAUUCAGGAUGGAAAUAUUCAUAUGGAUUCACUCUCAGUCUCACAGAUCUAAAGGUGGAGAGGAUAUAUGACAACACACUGACCUGUAGCACCACCUGUACUCUGACUGGUAACCCCACAUACAUCUGGUACAAGAACGGACAACGUCUAGAUGAGAGCACCUCCCCCCAGUACAAAUACUCAGUCUCCAGUAACUAUGACAAUAGUUUCUCCUGUGCUGUAAAAGGCCAUGAGGAUCUCCCCUCUCCUGCAGUGUGUGUUCAGGGUCACAACUGCUGGAGGGUGACUUACAGCAAGAGGAGAAUCUGUGUCUUGAAGGGCUCCACAGUGAACAUAUCCUGCUCUUACACUCAUCCCACUAGUUAUAUAGAACAAGGUUCAUUCUGGUUUACACAGAAACACCCUGUAGAUGUCAGGUCAUAUCCAGAGUAUACAGGUCGUGUGGAGUACAAUAGGAACACAGAGAACCACCACACCAUGACAAUAACACACCUGACAGAGAAGGACUCGGCUGAAUACAUAUUCAGAUUAAUAACAACAAAAGAGGGGAGAUUUUCUGGCCUUCCUGGUCUGAUGUUGACUGUCACAGAUAUCCUGUUAGAGAUGGAUCCUACGUCUGUGUCAGAGGGGGAGAGAGUCACACUGAGAUGUAGAACCCAAUGUACAGUCGGUCUCAACCCCACCUACAUCUGGUACAAGAACAGACAAAGUCUGACCAACCCAGUCACCAGUUAUAACAGCCUGAUCCUAGACCCAGUCACCAGUUAUAACAGCCUGAUCCUAGACCCAGUCAGCAGUGAGGAUGCAGGGAACUACUCCUGUGCUGUAGAAGGCUUAGAGAGAAUCCUCUCUCCAGAAGAGACUCUCACUGUCAGAUACGGCCCAAAGAACACCUCAGUGUCAGUCAGUCCCUCUGGUGAAAUAGUGGAGGGCAGUUCAGUGACUCUGACCUGCAGCAGUGAUGCCAACCCACCUGUGGACAUAUACACCUGGUACAAGAAGAAUGGAGGUGGCUAUCAGAGUAUGACAGGACCACAGCAUGUCUUCAAACAAAUCCAGUCAUCUGACAGUGGAGAGUACUACUGUGAGGCCCAGAAUGAGAUGGGGACAGACAUGUCUAGGACCAUUAACAUGGAUGUGAAGUAUACUCCAAAGAACACCUCAGUGUCAGUCAGUCCCUCUCGUGAAAUAGUGGAGGGCAGUUCAGUGACUCUGACCUGCAGCAGUGAUGCCAACCCACCUGUGGACAAAUACACCUGGUACCAGAAGAACGUAACCUCACCAAAAGCAUCAGGACAGAGUUACAGCAUCACUAACAUCAUCUCUGAGGACAGAGGAGAAUAUUACUGUGAGGCCCAGAAUGGAAGAGGAUCUAUGAACUCUACAGCUCUGAUGAUCAUUAUAGCAGGGAAACAGACCUCAGUUGUGACUGCAGCUGUAGGAAUCAUAGUGGUUGUUCUGGUUCUCAUCCUCUGUUUCUCUGGAUUCAUGUGGUUCAGGAGAUCCACAGGAGGAAGUGAUGCCACAGCAGACACACAGAGUGUCCGUCCUGACUGUAACAGUGACACGUACACAGGUCUGAACAUGAGGACCAUGUCCCCUGACUACGACACUCUGAUAAGUGUCCAUCCUGACCCUAACAGUGAUACGUACACACCUCUGAACAUGAAGACCAGGUCACCAGAGUAUGACACCCUGGCAAAUGUGAGGGGAAUCUCCCACUGAAGAGUAUCACCACAGAACCUGGACUAAAGAGAAGCACCACAGAACCUGGACGGAAGAGAAGCACCAUAGAUCCUGGACUUAAGAGAAGCACCACAGAACCUGAACUGAAGAGAAGCACCACAGAACCUGGACGGAAGAGAAGCACCACAGAACCUGGACUGAAGAGAAGCACCACAGAACCUGGACGGAAGAGAAGCACCACAGAACCUGGACUGAAGAGAAGCACCAUAGAUCCUGGACUGAAGAGAACCACCACACAACCUGGACUGAAUGUUCCAAUACAAAACGAGGCCUUACACCUCUAUCCUAUUGCUGCCAUAUCUAGACGUUUUUACACACCAUGAACUUUAACCUUUCAGUAAAUACUGGAAUAUAUAUUUUGGAAUGGAAUAUAUUGAUGAUAAAUGAGAUGGGUUAUAUUUUAAUGUAAAUAACCACAUUUUCUUGUGUACCAAUCUGUUAACUAUCUUUAGUUUUAUUUCUGAUCUUUUUCUAUGGGGUUUUGUCAUAUACAGAUGUUUUAUAACAUCAAUAGUCCUACUUUCCUCAGCAACUAAUAUAGAUAAUACUGAUAACAGCUUUUUAAUAUAUUUAGCUCUUGGGCCAAGUUUCCCCUGAAGUGUUUAAUGGUGAUUUACUUUGUAUUGCUGUCAGAUAUCAUUACUAAUUGUAUAUUACGUAAUACCAUAUUGAUCCGUGUCAUUAUAUAUUUUUUAUUUAAAAAUAAAUGUAAUCAGUCCGUUAUUAUAAUUUCCAACAUUUUGGUAGGCUAUUUGUUAGUCAACUUGUCUAUCACUUCUAAAUACAUGCAGUGGCGACACGUCAUUCAAGGCAGCUGAGGAAGAGCUAAAUCUGUUUUCAGCCCCAUGGUUAGCUUUUUUUAAACUUGUUUUGCAUAUUUUGAAAUUAAUACGUGACACAUAUCAGUUUGCAAAUAAAGUUAAUGAAUAAAUAAAGCAUUGAGUUAAUAAAGUCGCAUAGAAA